Molecule: messenger RNA, 830 nt
Organism: Durio zibethinus
Lineage: Eukaryota; Viridiplantae; Streptophyta; Magnoliopsida; Malvales; Malvaceae
Biological process (GO): regulation of systemic acquired resistance
Source: RefSeq, a predicted model, not a curated record
AGCAGAAGCGAAAACACGGGAGGGACUUGUACACGCUGUUUCAGCCUCCUGUUACCAGCGAUUAGAGAAAAAAACAAAGUAGCCUACUGUUUCAGCUCUGAAUUUUACCCUUUGUUUUUUCUCUUCUUUUUCACAUGGCAACCGACGAGAAGAGAGUUCAUGUCUACAAUGGUGAAGAUAAGGAGCAAGAAGAUCAGAAGAUGGAGCAAUUCUUUGCCCUGAUAAGGAAUUUUCAGGAGGCACGUAAUAGGAGAAAAGACGCGCUGGGACAAAGGGAGGAGAAGAUAACUAAUAGAAAGCUAAACAAGAUAAGGAGGUUAGAUGAUGAGCAUUCAAGUUGGGUACCAACUUUUGAAUGGGCAGAUUUUACUAAGGAUAUUGAGUUUCGGAGGCCACCCAUCAUCUUUCCAAGCCCAAACAACAAGAAAGAUGACAAGAAAAAACAAGAUGAAGAUGAUGGAUUAGAUCUUAAGCUCACCCUUUAGCUACCUUCAGCUUUUCUCUUUUUCAAAAGAAUGUUAAUUACAACUUAAAAUGAAAAUUAAUUACUUUUGGAGUUUAAAUGAUCAUGUGUUAUUCUGUUCUUAAUGAUCAAUGUUCAAUCUCGUUACUAUCAGCUAUUAAGUUUGAAGGUCAUGGGUGAAUGCAGUUUUCCCAUUUAAAAGAGGUUUCUGUUUUGAAACUAAAUCUGGUAUUCAAUUUUAUUGGCAAAGCAGAAAAAAAAAAUCAAAGAGGUGGGGUUGCGUGUCAUAUCGUCCACUUCUUUAACGUGGAAAACGAAUGGAAAGAAUUUGAAGUGAAGUCGCGAAGUUGUUAGAAACAAUCCCAUA